Colletotrichum paranaense is the source of this 204-nucleotide messenger RNA. RefSeq lists its product as uncharacterized. Lineage: Eukaryota; Fungi; Ascomycota; Sordariomycetes; Glomerellales; Glomerellaceae. The transcript has a single exon. The record is from RefSeq and is a predicted model, not a curated record. Bases 1 to 204 code for a protein of 67 amino acids.
AUGAGAUUGCUCCCAGGCCCGAGUCCGAAGAAGAGACGCACUGAGUCCAAUGAUCUUCUUGGACUUAGCUUCUUGAGGUCGGAGGUAUGGAGCCAAGCUUACAGAAGAGCCUCGACAUCGACAUCUGCUUCGCAUGCGCAUGUUUUGAUGCUGGUCGUCAUUGUAAUCGGACACCCAUUGCUUCUGCAUCUCACUUGCACCUAG